AUGUCGCAUCUCCCAGCUUCGGAUACGCAGCAGCUUAUCACCAAGAUCAAUGGUGGCUCUUUUCUGUUGGGCGACCUUAGCGUCGAAAGAUGCCCUAAGCUAGAGACCGGAGAAGUCACAAGUGAAGUCCUCAAGCAGGUCUACGCGCAAAUGGUCGACGAAGUCUUCAAGACUUUCCAUUUGGACAAGACCGAAGCCAUGCUAUACUUCAAGAGAUGUGUCAAAAAGCUCGCCGCCGUGGAGCUACAGGAGCAGACUGGACAACCUGCUUGCAUCCCAGCGCCUCAUCUCGUUUCAGUCAUUGUGCUGCUCACCAUUCGCCGCGCGCGAAUCAACACAGAUAGGUUUGCUAAAAAGAACCAACCUUUUGCGCGCCUGUUUCGACACUGCCAGAUGGCUCAGUGGCUACCCAUUGCUGUAAAGUACUAUGAGCAGAUGCACAAUGAGUCCUUCAUCUUGAAAACCAACCAGAACACGAAGAAGCCUGUAAUCACACAAAAGACUCAGGAUGGUCAUGAAGUCUGGGUUGUCUACACCAGCGGUCACUCACCUUCCGGACCGCGCACCCUGCCUGCCCAGAUUGUGGAGCAGAUUAAGGGUUUAGAGACACCUACCGACCCAGAUAUCACGAUGAGUGGGAAUGACGUCGUCUCAGCCGAUUCCAACGAUCCUCAAGAGGACCAGCCCAUCUCUGUGAUACUGGCAACUACACGAUCUGAAGCCAUGCAGUCUGGAGCGGAGGUCCUGGGUAAGCUAUUCCAGCCAGGCGUUGAUCAAGCGUCACUCAAGCUUGAAUUCGAUUUGUGGCUCAGCGAGCCACACAUCUGUGUCAUGCCUCGGGGGACUAAGAAUGAUCUCUUUUUCUGGUGCGACCACCAUUCCCGCAGCUGGUGUACGUUGAUCAGGUCAUGCCUGGAUGAAGACCGGGAGACUUGGAUUCUUGAGACAGAGGUCCCCUCGGACUCCAACCUUACCAUCCCCAAGGGGGGUGAUUUGGACUUCUUACGACUCUACGGCCAGCUUGCCACCAAGGCUUUCCUCCUCAAGAGCUCGAACCCUGAAGAAGCCAGUCGUCUCAUGGAAAGGGUUGGCAAUGGCAUCAGGCUGUUUGCAGCCAAAGCUUGCGAAAAACAAGCCACUGUCGAAGAGGUAAAAAAGCGUUUGGUUGAGAUGGCAAAGGUUUGCGAAGGAAUGGCCGACACCAUGGGGCAGCUGGACGACCAACGUCGGGCUAAGAAGGCUGAAAUCGCAGAGCUUUGGUCUAUGCAUGUCCAUCGGACUGGCAAUGUCCCAGACUGCCUACGACGUAUCGCUCUCGCCAACUGCACCCCCGAAGAGAUGCAGGAACUCAACGCCAUCACCGAACCUGAUGCGGAAGACUCUUCGCAAAGUGAUUCGGAUUGGGGUGAUCUACAGCAUUGGCUUCAGAGCUGA
Fusarium mangiferae is the source of this 1434-nucleotide messenger RNA. RefSeq lists its product as uncharacterized. The transcript has 2 exons. Lineage: Eukaryota; Fungi; Ascomycota; Sordariomycetes; Hypocreales; Nectriaceae. The coding region runs from base 1 to 1434 and encodes 477 amino acids. The record is from RefSeq and is a predicted model, not a curated record.